Molecule: messenger RNA, 1059 nt
Organism: Verruconis gallopava
Lineage: Eukaryota; Fungi; Ascomycota; Dothideomycetes; Venturiales; Sympoventuriaceae
Exons: 3
Coding region: 140-547 (135 amino acids)
Biological process (GO): mRNA splicing, via spliceosome; nuclear-transcribed mRNA catabolic process
Cellular component (GO): U12-type spliceosomal complex; spliceosomal tri-snRNP complex; U2-type prespliceosome
Molecular function (GO): RNA binding
Source: RefSeq, a predicted model, not a curated record
ACGUCACAGCUGCGCGCGUCUGAAAACAUUUUGCUCCGUAAUUACUCGCCAAAGAGCUUCUCUACGCGCCAACGACUUACAACCGGCGAACAACCUACUCGCGCAACUUCGCUCCCCGCAUACCGAGAAAAUUUUCGCCAUGUCAGAGCGUGGAAACGUCCGUGGAGGAAGUAAUGGUGGCCACCGUAACCGAGGCGGCGAGCGAGGAAGAGGUGGCGGUCGAGGUGGCUCUGCCGCAGCAGGCAGCGGAGAGCAGAAAGAGAGGCCCAAGAAGGAGAAUAUCAUUGACUUGAACCGUUUCAUGGAUAAGCAACUUAGGAUCAAGUUCAAUGGCGGCCGAGAAGUCGUGGGCGUGCUAAAGGGAUUCGAUCAACUUAUGAAUCUUGUGUUAGACGAAGUAGAAGAAUACAUGCGUGACGACGAGGGCAACGAGGAGACGAGACCGCUUGGUUUGGUGGUCGCACGUGGCACACUACUCACUAUGAUCUCGCCUGUGGACGGAAGUGAGGAGAUCGAAAACCCAUUUCUACAAAACGAGGACGAGUGAGCAAUCUCAGACCGAAGAACGGUAACGGGCCAGCAGGGGUCCGUGGCACAGGGGAUGAAGGCAUCGUCCUGUAGUUGAUGCGCUAAAGAGCAACAUAAAGACAUCACGAGCCACCGCUCUCCGAGGCUCCUUUGCGGCUUGGUUGACUCUUCACGACGUUAUGACGGCUGAGCUUUCAAGAGAACCGAGAGUCUUAGGAUUGAGGAACGUACCAUUCUGGCAUCGUUUACAGAAUGACGAAGUCUAUGAAGCUUGCUCGAACAUGGGCGUUCCAAUGACAUGCCGCAUCGCUGUACGCAGCUUGAAAUGGGAGUAGACCAAACAAGUGCGAAAGUCACCUCAUUAAUAUCGCACUCUACUGAGGUUUCUACCGAAUCAUCGAAAACUCUAAUCCAAUCCCUUGAUUGCCGCCUGGAAUUCCAAUUGUUCAACUUAAGCGACUAUUGCAGCCAGUUUCUAUAUUUUUCACUCAGGCCUUAACCAUCUUGCUCGUCCGUUGCGUCGUCGCGCUA